CCUACUGAGAGGAUAAUGGACCAUAGAAAUCAUUCCUCAGUAACUGAGUUCAUCCUCUCUGGGCUAACAGAACUUCCUGAACUCCAGCUACCCCUCUUCUUCCUCUUCCUAGGAAACUAUGUGGUCACAGUGGUGGGGAACCUGGGCAUGACCGUGCUAAUUGGACUCAGUUCUCACCUACACACCCCCAUGUACUAUUUCCUCACCAGUUUGUCUUUCAUUGAUCUCUGUCAAUCCACUAUCAUUACCCCCAGAAUGCUGGUGAACUUUGUGACAGAGAAGAACACCAUCUCCUACCCUAAAUGUAUGACUCAGCUCUAUUUCUUUAUUGUUUUUGCUAUUGUGGAGUGUCACAUGCUGGCUGUGAUGGCAUAUGACCGCUAUGCUGCCAUCUGUAACCUCUUGCUUUAUAAUGUUAUCAUGUCUUAUCAAUGCUUCGGGCUCACAGUGGGAGUGUAUAUUUUGGGUAUCAUCGGGUCUACAAUUCAUACGGGCUUUAUGUUGAAACUCUUUUUCUUCAAGACCAAUGUGGUUAACCAUUAUUUCUGUGAUCUCUUUCCACUCCUGGAGCCAUCCUCCUCCAGCAUCUAUAUCAAUGAAUUAUUGAUUCUGGGUCUGAGCGCAUUUAACAUAUUGACUCCUGCCUUAGCCAUCUUUGCCUCCUACAGCUUCAUCAUUAGCAGCAUUCUCCACAUUCAUUCCACUGAGGGCAGGUCCAAAGCCUUUAGCACUUGCAGCUCCCACAUCUCAGCUGUUACAAUCUUUUAUGGUUCUGCGGCAUUCAUGUACCUGCAGCCGUCAAAUGCCAGCUCCAUGGACCAAGGCAAAAUGUCCUCUGUGUUCUAUACUACUGUUGUGCCGAUGCUGAACCUUAUGAUCUACAGUCUGAGGAAUAAGGAUGUCAAAUUUGCCCCGAAGAAAAUUCUAGAAAGUAGAGUAUGCUCAUGA
Messenger RNA from Trichechus manatus latirostris (Florida manatee), 948 nucleotides. RefSeq names its product putative olfactory receptor 8G3 pseudogene. Gene Ontology annotation, molecular function: odorant binding; olfactory receptor activity; G protein-coupled receptor activity. Gene Ontology annotation, biological process: G protein-coupled receptor signaling pathway; sensory perception of smell. Gene Ontology annotation, cellular component: membrane. The record is from RefSeq and is a predicted model, not a curated record. Lineage: Eukaryota; Metazoa; Chordata; Mammalia; Sirenia; Trichechidae.